AUGACGGACAAGGAUACCAAGAAGUCGGGAAAGCAAGGCGAGGACGAAAUGACCGUCGUUGUCCCCCCUCCCAAGAACAAGCAGAACUCUGCGCAACCUCCCAACGACGCCGAUGGUGACAUUGCCAUGGAAGACGACACCAAGGCCGGCGAGGUUGAGGCCCAGGUCGACCCCGUCGCCCAAACCAUCAGCGAUAUCAAGAGCAACUUUGCGCUGCUAGACCGUGCUGUUGCCCUGUUCGAUCCCAGAUUCUCUCUACGGGCACUGCGAUCCAUCUCGUCGAUUCGGAAACGCCUGACGCCCGACAUCCUCGCACAAGUCGUCUCAGAAACCUUCUCCGCGUCCUCACCCAAUACUCAAGUUGCCGAGCACCUGCUGCUCGCUGUCGACCGGCCAAAUGUGACUCUCGGCAGCAGCUCAGAGAUGGAGAUCGACUCGGGAUCCAAGUCGCCAGCUAAGAACGGUGGCAAGAAGGAACCCAAGGAGAUUAUUCCGGAGAUCGACAUCUUCCUAGGCAUUCUGGCGCAGGUCCACCUCUACGACACCAAACAGUUCCAGCGCGGAUUCGCCCUGUCGCGUUUCCUUUCCGAGCGUAUCCAGUCCCUCAACCGCCGCACAUUAGACAGCCUCUCAGCCAAGGUGUACUUUUACUUCUCGCUCUUUGCCGAGCAGCUCGCUCCCCUCCCGCCUUCCCCCCAGUCGCCGAUUGUGUCGAUCCGCCCCAUCCUCCUCGCCGCUCUCCGAACCGCCGUGCUACGAAAGGAUAUCGACACCCAGGCUUCCGUCAUUGUCCUCCUGCUCCGGAACUACCUCCACACGUCGCAUAUCUCCCAGGCCGAUCUGCUGGUGCAGCAUACGCAGUUCCCCGAGAACGCUGCCAACAACCAGGUCGCGCGUUUCCUGUACUACCUCGGCCGUGUCCGUGCUAUCCAGCUACGGUACACCGAGGCCCAUGAGCAUCUCACUGCGGCGACACGGAAGGCUCCCUCGAGCGCCUGCGCGCUUGGCUUCAGCCAGACGGCGACCAAGCUCCUGCUCGUUGUAGAGCUCCUCAUGGGCGACAUCCCCGACCGCGCCAUCUUCCGUCAGCUGACCAUGGAAGCCACUCUCCACCCGUACUUCCUGCUCGUCCGCGCCGUGCGCGUCGGCAACCUCGAGGACUUCGAGACCACCAUCGCCCAGCAUGCCGACACCUUCCGCCGCGACGGCACCUACAGCCUGAUUCUGCGCCUGCGCCAAAACGUCAUCAAGACGGGCAUCCGCAUGAUGAGUCUGAGCUACAGCCGCAUUUCGCUCCGCGACAUUUGCAUCCGCCUGCACCUCGGUAGCGAGGAGAGUGCCGAGUACAUUGUGGCCAAGGCGAUCAGGGACGGCGUCAUCGAGGCCACGCUCGACAGGGAGCGCGGCUUCAUGAAGAGCAAGGAGGUGGGCGACGUGUAUGCCACCAGCGAACCGGCCGAGGCGUUCCAUGAUCGUAUCCGCGCCUGCUUGGCUCUGCAUGAUGAGAGUGUCAAGGCCAUGCGUUUCCCCAUGAACCAGCACCGUCUCGAGCUUAAGAAUGCCCAGGAAGCACGAGAGCGCGAGCGUGAUUUGGCCAAGGAGAUACAGGAGGGAGAUCUGGAUGAGGAUGAUCUCGGUGGUGACUUUGAGGGCAUUUAA
Neurospora hispaniola is the source of this 1659-nucleotide messenger RNA. Its product is annotated as proteasome regulatory subunit C-terminal-domain-containing protein. The transcript is spliced from 3 exons. Bases 1 to 1659 code for a protein of 552 amino acids. Gene Ontology annotation, cellular component: proteasome regulatory particle, lid subcomplex; proteasome complex. Lineage: Eukaryota; Fungi; Ascomycota; Sordariomycetes; Sordariales; Sordariaceae. The record is from RefSeq and is a predicted model, not a curated record. Gene Ontology annotation, biological process: ubiquitin-dependent protein catabolic process; regulation of protein catabolic process. Gene Ontology annotation, molecular function: enzyme regulator activity.